Fusarium mangiferae is the source of this 1110-nucleotide messenger RNA. RefSeq lists its product as uncharacterized. Bases 1 to 1110 code for a protein of 369 amino acids. The transcript has 3 exons. The record is from RefSeq and is a predicted model, not a curated record. Lineage: Eukaryota; Fungi; Ascomycota; Sordariomycetes; Hypocreales; Nectriaceae.
AUGGCUCCCAGUCGUAUUGACUCUGUUCCUACAGAGAGCUCUGGAACUUCGCCAGUUCAAAAGCUGAAAACAUCAAAUGCAGCCUCGCAAGAUCCCUAUGGCUACUAUCAUCCCGCCGAUCCAGCUACUCUAAGUCUUGAAUCCAACUAUGGUCCCAUGGAUCCUCAGACAAUUGGUUACCUCCAGCCAACAACCAUGAACACGCCAUUGGAGGUGAUGCAUGAGCGAUUCGAAAGAGAUGGUUACCUCUUUGUCAAAGGCUGCAUCGACAAAGAAAUCUCCCUCGCCUGUCGCCGCGACUACUUCACGCACAUGGCCCCAAGCGGUCUUCUCCAAGAAGGAAGUGACCCUGUCGACGGUAUCUACUCCGGAGCCGAUUCGCGUAAAUACCUCCCUCCUGGUAACCUACGCCGCCUCUUUGGUCUCAAAGACGAUCCCCAGAGCGAUCGAUACGUUGAGCUUAUGGUCUCAGCCCACGAAGCUGACUUCUAUGUGGAGUUUUGCAAGAACGAGCAGCUCCGUGACUUUGUCCGCAGGUUCACCGGCGUGAAGCAUCCUCAUAUGCUACAACGCACAAUGCUCCGGGCUUUUGUCCCCAACAGCGAGCUGACACCCGUUCACUUUGACCAGAUGUAUCUCCGAGCAGGUCCUCCCACAAGUCUCACUGCCUGGAUUCCCAUCGGCGACGUGUCUCUCGAAGGAGGCGGUCUGAUGUAUCUUCAAGGUUCAACCGACAUCGGAAAGAAGACUGAAGACGAUUUUGCCGCCAACUCAAACAACUUGACCGAUGAGGAGCGAGUUAGCGCAUUCAACAAGAAUAUGAAUGACGGUGGCUUCUUGAGCAGAGACACAGUUGCCUACGGCAAGGAGGCACGAAGAAAGUGGCUCAUUGCUGAGUAUGAGGCUGGCGACGUAAUUUUCCACAAUCCUUACAUGGUUCAUGCCAGUUGCAAAAACCGAGACCCCAACAACAAGAUUCGUCUUGCAACGGACGUGAGAUUUGUCGAUCCGGAGAAACCUUAUGACACUAUGGACUGUGAUGGUUCGAGGGCUAAGGCAACAAGUUUCAUAACAGGAAGCAACAAGAAUAAAUGUUCGGUAAAGUCAUAG